Talaromyces stipitatus ATCC 10500 is the source of this 324-nucleotide messenger RNA. RefSeq lists its product as uncharacterized. Lineage: Eukaryota; Fungi; Ascomycota; Eurotiomycetes; Eurotiales; Trichocomaceae. The coding region runs from base 1 to 324 and encodes 107 amino acids. The transcript is spliced from 2 exons. The record is from RefSeq and is a predicted model, not a curated record.
AUGCAAGCCUGCUUGGAAACCUGGUCUGACAGAAGAUAUAAAAAAGAGAAGACUCGCCUUCGCCCUGAGCCACUGGCAUUGGACUCUAGAGGACUGGAAGAAUAUUGUAUGGACCGACGAGACAUCAACUUGAAACUCUCAUAUCAACUCACUCAACCCUCACAUCUCUCAUCCUACUCAAUCCUCGCCUCUUACCUCUCACACCAAAUCACUCAAACUCAAAUGGCUAGAACCAAAGUGUCAGCUCGACGAAUCGUUAAGAGAGGGUCAUUUAAGACUUUACCUGGCGGUCCCAGACCUGUGUCAAAAGCCUUCCUCUUCUGA